This is a messenger RNA of Agelaius phoeniceus (red-winged blackbird), 3243 nucleotides long. It is a transcript of the gene WEE1, whose product is annotated as WEE1 G2 checkpoint kinase. The record is from RefSeq and is a predicted model, not a curated record. NCBI's taxonomy places the organism in Eukaryota, Metazoa, Chordata, Aves, Passeriformes, Icteridae. Gene Ontology annotation, molecular function: non-membrane spanning protein tyrosine kinase activity; ATP binding; magnesium ion binding. Gene Ontology annotation, cellular component: nucleus; cytoplasm. Gene Ontology annotation, biological process: mitotic cell cycle; protein phosphorylation.
GAACGGCGCGCGGCGGGGCCGUUCGUGGGCAGCGCGAGCCGAACCGGCACCGCACGCGGACGGAGCGCGGGCAGCGCAGCGGGACCGGCACGGGCGGAGCGGCCGCCAUGAGCUUCCUCAGCCUGCAGCGGGCGGCGCCGCCGCGGCGCGUCUCGGCCCGGCGGGCGGCGGCCCCGAUCCGGCAGAAGCUGCUGUUCCUGAGCGGCCACAGCGACUGCGAGGAGGAGGAGGAAGAGGAGGAGGAGGAAGGCUGCGGCAGCAGCAGCGCUAACAGCACCGGCGAGGACUCGGCGUUCCAGGAGGCGGACUCGCCGCUCUCGGCCGCGCGCACCCCGGCGCGGAGCGACCCGCCCCUGCUGGAGGAGGAGGAGGAGGAGGAGAUGGAGCCGGCGGCGGCGCCGCUGCCGGACGAGGGGGACUCGUGGGAGGAGGAAGGCUUCGGCUCCUCGCCGGUCAAGUCGCCCGGAGCCUAUUUCCUGCUCGACUCGCCCUCGCCGCUGGCCCCGCACAAGGGCCGGCGCUGCUGCGAGCGCUCCCCGCCGCACCCGGCGGCCGGCGGGUACCGAGGGGCGCGGGGCGAGGAGCCCGGCUCGCCGCUGCCCGACUACCCGGGCACGCCGCCGCACAAGACCCUGCGGAAGCUGCGCCUGUUCGACACGCCGCACACGCCCAAGAGUUUGCUUUCUAAAGCACAAGGUUUAGGCUCCAGCUCAGUCAAACUUCGAGGGGGCUCACUGUUUAUGAAUGUUGGGAAAUCAGAGAAGCAAGAAGAUGAUUUUAGACAAACACCUCAUGUGAACAUCAAUCCCUUCACUCCUGACUCCAUGUUCCUUCACAACUCUGAUGGCAAAUGUCGGAGGAGGAAGAGGAUACACUGGAAUGACUCUUGUGGGGAGGACAUGGAACCAAGUGAUGGAGAGCCUGAAGAGGAAGCCAUGAGACCUGCUAAGAGGAUAACAAUAACAGAAAGUAACAUGAAGUCACGGUAUGCGACCGAAUUCCAUGAAUUGGAGAAGAUUGGGUCUGGUGAAUUUGGCUCUGUGUUUAAGUGUGUGAAGAGGCUGGAUGGCUGCAUCUAUGCAAUAAAACGAUCCAAGAAACCCCUGGCUGGCUCAGUGGACGAGCAGAAUGCUUUAAGAGAGGUCUAUGCACAUGCAGUUCUGGGACAGCAUUCCCAUGUAGUGAGGUACUACUCUGCAUGGGCAGAAGAUGAUCACAUGCUUAUACAGAAUGAAUAUUGCAAUGGUGGCAGUUUAGCAGAUGCCAUAAGUGAAAAUUACAGGAAUAUGCGUUACUUUACUGAACCAGAACUGAAGGACUUGCUGCUUCAAGUGGCUCGAGGUUUAAAGUACAUUCAUUCCAUGUCCCUGGUACACAUGGAUAUCAAACCUAGUAACAUUUUCAUAUCUAGAACAUCAGUCCCAAGUAUAACUCUAGAGGAAGGUGAUGAUGAUGACUGGUCAUCUGAUAGAGUCAUAUUUAAAAUAGGUGACCUGGGCCACGUAACUCGAGUCUCUAGUCCUCAAGUGGAAGAAGGUGACAGCCGUUUCCUUGCAAAUGAAGUCCUACAAGAGAACUACACUCACCUGCCAAAAGCGGAUAUUUUUGCUCUCGCUCUGACUGUUGUCUGUGCUGCUGGUGCUGAACCUCUUCCAACCAAUGGGGACCAGUGGCAUGAAAUCCGGCAAGGAAAGCUGCCCAGACUGCCACAAGUGCUUUCUCAAGAAUUACUAGACUUACUAAAAGUUAUGAUUAAUCCUGAUCCAGAGAAAAGGCCUUCAGCUGUGGCACUAGUGAAGCAUUCAGUGCUUCUCUCUGCCGCAAAAAAGAGCGCGGAGCAGCUCCGGAUAGAGCUGAACGCUGAAAAAUUCAAGAACUCCCUCUUGCAAAAGGAGCUGAAGAAGGCGCAGCUGGCCAAGGCGGCGGCCGAGGAGCGCGCGCUGUUCACGGACAGGAUGGCCACGCGCUCCACGACGCAGAGCCGCCCGUCGCGCCUCAUCGGCAAGAAGAUGAACCGCUCCCUGAGCCUCACCAUCUACUGAGCACGGGGCAGGCAGCUCCUCUGCCCCGCCACAGCUGGGCAACUGAGGGAGCCUUCAGCUCCUGCUCCUUGUCCCCUAGUCAGCACCACCAGUUUGACAGCCAUCGCUUCUGGUUUUCACUUGUACCCUAUGGCUGGUUCUGCAUUCACCAUUGGGGUUGGUGGACUCGGUUACUCUCCUGUCUGUAGAGGAUCCUGGAUGUUACUCCAUACGCCUUCGGUUACACUGUUAGAUGUUACGUUGUCCCAGGGUUAACCACUAUAGUGGUGUGCUGCUUUGUAGUGUUACAGCAUUGUAAUAAGAAGCAAUAUCCCUAAUCUUUUAAGAAGGAGGGAGGGGGCCUUACUUUGAUAGUUAAUUUUUUUUUUUUUUGGAGCAGAGGGGAAUAAAUUUUAAAAGACAGGCUUUAAGGCCACCUACAGUCAAUGUACCUGAUGUCAGGUAGACUUUUGUUGUGAAUUUUAUUUGUGUAUUCAACUGGGAGCACUUUGUAGGCAUUGCAUAAACCACAGCUUAGGAACCUGUGGAAUUAAGUGCCAUGUGGAACUGCUGCUAUUUUUAGUUCAAUGUCCUUGCUGUAAACUGUAGCAUUAAAACAAUCAUUCUUGUGUUAAUAGGCUUCUUGUUCAAGCAAUUACGUGAAACAAAUGUAAGCUGCAUUUUAGUGAAGGCAGCAUUUUUCUCUCAAAGCUAGUGCAUUGUGAAAAAAUGCACCAAUUUAAUAUUUGGACUCUAUAUUAGUGUAGUGCAAUUGUUAAUGUCUUGGCUAUUGAUGUUUUGUUCUACUUUCUAAUAAGGUUCUCUGAAUGUUCAUAUUUUCUUCAGUUGCCCAUUCUUGAGGCUAUUGUAUGUUUGGUUUUUUUAUGUUGGAAUACUUGUAAAUAGUUGUUUAGUGUGUUCAGGUUGUUUUUCAUUGUUUAUGUACAUAAGUUUGAUCAUGCUUAUAGUGUACUAUACAGAAACUGCAGUCUGGGAUGCCAGCAGACACAGCUUAACUAUUCAGUCUGAAGUUCCAAUAUGUGGAACAGAAUGUGGCCAUGGAACCAAUGCUGAUGUUGAACCUAGGCUGACAGAAGAACUGUUCUGAUUACUGGCUUGUCUCUUCAUUCAUUUUACUUAAAACAAUGUUUCCCUUUUGUGCUCUAUUUGUUCUUACUAGUGUUGAAUUUGAAUAUUAAAGUUAAAAGUUCUGUUUGUUUAA